This is a messenger RNA of Dermacentor silvarum, 867 nucleotides long. RefSeq names its product sex-determining region Y protein. Bases 1 to 609 code for a protein of 202 amino acids. Lineage: Eukaryota; Metazoa; Arthropoda; Arachnida; Ixodida; Ixodidae. The transcript is spliced from 2 exons. Gene Ontology annotation, biological process: regulation of DNA-templated transcription; anatomical structure morphogenesis; cell differentiation. The record is from RefSeq and is a predicted model, not a curated record. Gene Ontology annotation, molecular function: RNA polymerase II cis-regulatory region sequence-specific DNA binding; DNA-binding transcription factor activity, RNA polymerase II-specific.
AUGUCGCGGUCGCGCGUUCCACGGCUUCCGAACUCCUCCAUGUUGUUUGCACAAGAGAAGAGGCGAUGGGUGGCCGCCGAGAAUGCGAAUGAAAACAACCAGCGAGUGAGCAGCCGCCUGGGCAAGCUGUGGCGUACUCUCGGCGCCGCCGACAAGGAGCCCUACCAGCGCAAGGCGGUCGAAGCUGCCGCCGUCCACCGUAGGAAGUACCUCGACUACAUGUACAAUGCGCGUAAGGCCCGGCGGCGCAAGGAGCAGGAGCGCAGCACCAAGAAAAUUGCAAGCAAGCUCAAGAAUGACAGUUCCGGGAACCAGAAGCAGCAGUCGAGCCCUUCCACGGUCGCGACACAUGGUCGAGGCACCCCGGAGUGCCAGCAGCAGCAACAGGAUCUGCCGCCGUCGCGGCCGCCGCAGAGGAAGAAACGCUGUGCAACCAGUGCUGCCUGGGGUGGCGCUUCGGGCACCGGUCAGAAAACACCGGUCGCUAUAGGCAGGCGACCACUGUCCCGGACCCAGCAUCGGAUCACUCGGCUGCGUGGCCCUACAACGUGCACCGGUUCCAUGGUCCUCUGCCAUCGUCGCUGCGUCGGGCGAACAGAGGCAGCGUGAGGCAAUUUGAAGCAGCUCGCGCAUUCAGCCAGUCCAAACGCCACACGCCCCAUGGAUGAAAAUAACCAGCUAUCGCCCGCACUCCUGGACGAAGAUGAAUACAACGACUCGUCUGUGGAGAGCUCGUCGUUCGAUCACGCAGGAAGAUUCCUGGACAACCUUGGUUCUGCCGAUGACGCUCUCGGCGAAGGUCAGCUAUCUGGCUCCACUGCUGCAUAGAAUCGCCAGCACGCGCCUGCGAAGCAUUCAGCGCCUGCG